AUGACAAAUGGUGAUUCAUCAAGACAUCCAAGUUUGUCAGGCAGCCAAGAAGAAACAAGCUGUCGUAAAAGCUGCUGCAAAGAUCACUCCUGCAGACCCAACACUGGUGGACACACUGACACUGAUUUCACACUGGUGGAUGGAUCAUCUACUUGUUCAUCACCUUAUGGGUUCUGGCUGCCGCACAGACGGUUAUCACAACACAACAGUCAUAGCAAGCAGACAUUAUGGGAUAUUCCUCCUCCACUCAGGUUUGCAGAUAAGGAAAGUAAAGACCUACAGGACCUCACAGAGAACAUCGUGUCCUGUGAUAUAAAUGACAAUAAUGUAUUCAAAGAAGAGGAGGCUACUCAGUGUGACCCAGAAGCUGUGGUGUCAGAGUGUGACUUUUCAAUACCAAGAGCAAAUAAAACAGCUUACUGUACUCAGUCCGACGAACCUAAUGCUGACAAAAACCUCUUGAGAUCAUCUGCAUCAAUAAGUCAAAACCAUAAAUGGAAUAUCCAAAUGCAUAACAACGCCACCAACUGUCAAUCAAGUAGUUACACAGAAGCACCAAGAAAAAGGCGGAGAACUUACCCAGGAGUUGGGUAUCACUCCUGGGUAUAUGGAGAAAGCGAAGCCUUGUGCAGAAAGUCUUUUUCCUCUGGCACACUCUCCUCAUUUAUUAUGCUGUCACUACUCUGUCAGGCAGAGACAGCUGCUAGAUACAAUCUAGAGGAUGAAAGCGUAGUCAUUUCUGAAAAAAAGAAUCACACUUCUUUCAGCAGCACUUCCCAACACAGCUCAAAAUCCUUUUGUGGUGCACACACCACUAUCCCCAACAUCAAGGUGUACAAUUCACCAAAGACUCCUUUUUACCCAUCAGGGUCUGAUAAGACCAUGGAUGAUGUUUCUUCGACGUGCCAGCAUGAGCAAAAAGAGCCAGUCGAGGUUGCUGAUCACAUAUGUUGCACAGCAGACCCACUGGAACAGAAUGAGGUGACUGAAAGUGGCUUUGAUGAAGAGAUGACUGAGUUGGAGAGUCCAGUGGCUUUAACAGAUGACACCCAUCAGAAGAAUCUGCUUAUCCAAGUGACCCCACCUUCAGUGUACAGCUCAGAAGAGUGCAUUAAUGAUGCAUUCCACAAGGGAGAUAAAGCACAAACAGAUGAGAGGCAAGAAGCUGUUAGCACCCAAACAAAGCAAAACUCAUUAGUGACUGUUAUAGGACGAUAUGAGCAGCGAUCUCUACACAAUAAUUCUACGAGUGAAGACACCGUACAAAACAAUAAAUCAGCAAUAGAAGCAACUUCUGCUUCUCCAACAGAAAAGUUUGAGGGCCUGAGACAACAAGUAGACGUUAUGGAACCCAAAAGGCACUCCCAAGCACCGCCCAGACGUACCUCCUUACAAUUAGCCAAGGCUUGUGGCCAAACAGAGAAACGUGUGAAUAGAACAGCCUCAGCAAAGGUCAAAGAGCACCUAAGGCCGGGAGACAGCAUCCCCAGAGAGUCUGAAGAAAACUCAGACCACUGGGCAAAGAAGCGCAAGAUGUUCAAGGAGAGCAGACAGUGGGGUUCCGCAGAGGAGAGUUCCAUGACUAGCAACAUCACUGACGAAUCAGACACAAUGAAUUCUGAGGACACCCGCUCAGUGGACAUGUCACUCCGAGACGUUGAAGAAAGAGGUUUUUACACGGAGACAUUCCACUCAGCAUCAUGGAUUUAUCGAGGAGAUGACGGCAGUCCAAAUGAAACUAUACAAUGCCUUAGUAAAAGCCCCCGACCAGUGGCAGUACGUGAACGAACUGUGAAAAUCAGUAAAGGCAUGGGAGAAUAUCCAUGGGGUUUCAGAAUUCAAUACUCCAAACCAAUUAUCGUGACAGAAGUUGACACAAAUGGGGCCGCUGAGGAGGCAGGGUUAAAAGUUGGAGAUUAUGUGCUAGCAGUUAAUGGCACAGAUGUCACAGGUGUGCCUCACUCAGAAGCAGUUGACCUCGCUCGGCAAGGCCCUGAUCUUCUGAUUCUGACCAUCGGCUCCGAUAUCGGUCGUACACCGAACACUCCAAAGCCGGCUUGUCGAGGCUACCUGCACAAACGCACUCAGUCCAGUUUUCUGAAAGGCUGGAGGAAGAGGUGGUUUGUGCUCAGACAUGACUGCUGCCUUUAUUACUACAGAAACAAACGAGAUGAAGGAAAGAGCCGUGCUUUGGCAGUCAUGCGAAUGGAGGGUGCAGUGGUAGGGGCUGACACCAGCCUGGGGAAACCAUUUGUGUUCAAAUGUUCUCCUGUUGCCGGAAAUCGUGUGUACUAUUUCUGUGCUACGUCGAACCAAGAAAUGAGAAGGUGGUUGGAAAGUUUGGAACGAGCAGUUUACCCCAUUACACAGAUUCACGUGUGGGUGGACGUGACACGCCACAACUCGAACCUGCCUCCUCUGGCUGUGAAGAACCCAGAGUGUCUCGGGCUUCUAAACUUGCUAGACAGAAACAAGGACACGUGGGUGCAGCACUACUGCAUCCUAAAGGACGGAUGCCUUUACUUUUACGCCAGCAUACGAUCAACAUAUGCAGUUGGUGGGAUCUACUUGCAUGGCUACACAGUGAGGGAACAACCUCUGGGAUUCAAGAGGUCCACUAUUGAGCUCAAGCCUCCAUCAGAAGAGUUCAAACUGUUCUACCUUUGUGCUGAAAAUGUCAAUGAAAAUAAAAGGUGGAUCAGAGCAAUGAAGACAUCUAUAGGAAAAUGGCUGCCUUUCCAUCAGGCACUUCAGGACUACAUGAGUCGUCCUCCUGAGGAAACCAAAAUGUAA
Molecule: messenger RNA, 2793 nt
Organism: Clarias gariepinus (North African catfish)
Lineage: Eukaryota; Metazoa; Chordata; Actinopteri; Siluriformes; Clariidae
Gene: pdzph1
Product: PDZ and pleckstrin homology domains 1
Exons: 11
Coding region: 1-2793 (930 amino acids)
Molecular function (GO): protein binding
Source: RefSeq, a predicted model, not a curated record